AUGGCCGGGAUGGUCGGAUAUUGGUUAGCGAGGGUUGGGUCUAGAGCACAGGGCUGUAGGGAGGGAGCUUCUCUGUUGAAGGCUUGUGGAGGUCAAUUCGGGUUAGCUGGUGAUUUCUUAAAUGCUGUAGAGAUACUCUUCUGCUCACUGAUUGAGACCCGAGGGAAUGUCUCACAAAGAGUGAAUGGAAUAAUUCUUCACGACGAAGGCUUUAUCACGAGCAAACUGCAAAGAACCGAACGGACUCAGUUGCUUCGAUCCCCCGGGUGGGAAUCCUAUGGUGGCUCUAUGAACAGGAAAACAGGUUGUGGGAAGCUCUGGAUAGCAUCGAAAUUGUAUCUCUGGUCCUGGCGGUGCCCGCAGCAUCUUUCAACAUGCAUCAUGCUCUUCAAUCAGACACCCAUGAUCAGCACUCGAUGUCCUGUUCAGCUGGAUGUACUUUCAGUUCAUAGCAGUCUUGAGACAGCUGAAGAUUUCCCUGUUGCUGUUCCACGAGCCUUAUAUAAAUGGCACUAUCUGGUAGAGAGGUUUGCACUCUUGCGACUCACUAUAGACACUGUGACGAGUCCUCGCGCAAACGCGUCUAGUCCAUGGGUAGGCAGAAUACAUGUGAAUGAAGCCUUUGCAAUGGGUGACUACAAUGGGCCAGUCGAGACAACGAUACCCUGGCAGCCGUUCUGUCAGUCCUACUGUCAUGUGAACGACAGUCGAUGCCAUGCCUAG
Molecule: messenger RNA, 723 nt
Organism: Aspergillus niger
Lineage: Eukaryota; Fungi; Ascomycota; Eurotiomycetes; Eurotiales; Aspergillaceae
Exons: 7
Coding region: 1-723 (240 amino acids)
Source: RefSeq, a predicted model, not a curated record